This is a messenger RNA of Trichophyton verrucosum HKI 0517, 477 nucleotides long. RefSeq lists its product as uncharacterized. The transcript has a single exon. NCBI's taxonomy places the organism in Eukaryota, Fungi, Ascomycota, Eurotiomycetes, Onygenales, Arthrodermataceae. Bases 1 to 477 code for a protein of 158 amino acids. The record is from RefSeq and is a predicted model, not a curated record.
AUGGCGGAAUGUUCACUAUCCGCGUGGAAAAUUAUCCCCCAAUUUUGCAGUACCUCAAUUCCCCGGACUAUUGAAUUUUACACGAAAUCACUCUACUUUACACUCGGAGGAACACACCCGGAUGACGAUGCAAAUACGGCCCCGACGUUUUGCUCAGUAUUUAUCGGGAAAAAGGCGGCUGCCAAUAUAUACUUUUUUCAAACAAAGUUGUCAUCUUCAAAGCCAAAUGAAACAGAGGAUAGAAGUGCCGGUGAAAACAACCAGGAAAUAUUCCACCCAUCUUCGACGAUGAUUGCCCUGGGAACCGCGGAGCUAGACGAAUACUACGGCAUUCUGGUUGAGGAAGGGAAAGUCAAGAUUACCGAGCCUAUCGAGGACAAGCAAUGGGGUUAUCGACAGUUUACUUUGGAGGAUCCUGACGGCAACAAGAUCACCUUUUUUAAAUUCUUGGAAGAGGGAAAUCCUGGGUCGGAAUGA